Acipenser ruthenus (sterlet) is the source of this 4864-nucleotide messenger RNA. RefSeq names its product IQ motif containing with AAA domain 1 (gene drc11). NCBI's taxonomy places the organism in Eukaryota, Metazoa, Chordata, Actinopteri, Acipenseriformes, Acipenseridae. The record is from RefSeq and is a predicted model, not a curated record. The coding region runs from base 281 to 2830 and encodes 849 amino acids. The transcript is spliced from 20 exons. Gene Ontology annotation, molecular function: protein binding; ATP hydrolysis activity; ATP binding.
AGUAUUUUAUUGAGCGAAAUACAUUUUAAGAGUUAAAAUUUAAAUCCAGUCACCGCAGUUGCGCAAUCCCUUUUUUCAUUUCGACUCCGGACCUUGGAAAACUCCGCAGUGCGCAGGCGUGGCGUCCGGUUGCUAUACACUGUAUCCUGCAGGGCAGAGCGAGAUUGCAAACACUGGAGUCUCAAUAAGGAUCCCCAAUUUUGAGUUAUGCAGACUAUCUUUGCAAGCUAAUGCUGGCAUUGCAGAAGAAGAAACCACACCUGCUAACAGCACUGAAACCAUGUCGCACAGCGCCUAUGGUAAGAUAUGGGUGGCGGCCCAGGGAGCACUUGAAGACCUGAUACAGAAGGAGAUUCCCGCUGAGCCCCCGCGGCCCCAGAAGGACCAGCAGGUGGCCUUCCACACCCUGGCCACCUUCUACGUGAAGUAUGUCCAGAUCCUCCGCAGCCUGGAGACCGUAUACGACCAGAUCGUACACCCGCAGAAGCGGCGCGUGAUCCGGCACGUGCUGGAUGGCGUGAUGGGGCGCGUCCUGGAGCUGAAGAGGGAGAUGGUGGACCUAGAGUUCUCGGAGUUCCACUACUACGAUGACAUCCUGCAGGACCUCAAGCUGACCCCAGAGGACAUAGAGAUCCCAAUUCCUAGGUACUUUGUGAGCGAGAAGAUCCGGGUGCUGAAGGACAGGGAGAGGAUUCUUGCUCAGAUCCUGGCCCAAGCAGGACCGCAGGAGCUGGAGACGAAGGUGAAUGUGAAGCAGUUGUCCCUGGCGGAAGCGGUGCGACUCAUCCAGGUUUCGGAGCGGGCUCGGCAGGGCCGCCUCAGAGCCAAGUUCAUGAAGGAGAUCCGGCAGGAGGAGGAGAAGGAGCUGCAGGCCAAGAUAAGGGGGGUCACCACCCUGGAUCCGGACGAGGCGUCCACUCGCAUCCAGAAGGUAUGGAGAGGCUACAGCCAGAGGAAGAGGACGAAGAAGGAGCGUCUGGAGGAGAUGAUAUUCCUAGGGAUGCUGCCCGCUCCGCAGCAGCAGCAGACGAGCGCGGCGCGGCUCCAAGCCCAGCAGGUUGAGAGCACCCGACAUGUGGUGCAGGAGGAGCAUGAGGUGGAGUUCCAGCAUGCCCUGGUCAGCAUCAGAGAGACGAUCCGCAGCCUGGAGGGGCCCGACAUCAAGGAGAGCCUGCAGGAGCAGAUCCGCCAGUGGUUCAUCGAGUGCCACGAUGCCACCGGCAAGUUUCCAGACUACCCUGAUGAAGAGGAUGGGGGAUCUGCUGCGAUAUUUGCUGAGAAGACACCUGAGCAGGUAGCGGCAGAGCUGGCAGCCAAAGAGGAGGAGAAGGAGAAGAAGAAGAAAAGCAAAGGGAAGAAGGACAAGAAGUCUGGAAAGAAAGAGAAAAAGAAAGACAAGAAAGGGAAAGGGAAAAAGGGCAAAGGUGACAAGGAGGAGGAAGAGCAAGGAUGGAAAAUGACCCCCAGCAAUUUCCUCCCUACAGUGGUAGAAGGAAACAAAUCAUACAAAGAUGUGUGGCAGGGCAGAGAUGAGGGACACAACUUCUCCCAACGCUUUGAUGGUGAGCUCAUAAAGGAGGAGAAGAGAAAAGAGGUGGAGGAGGAAAUCAGAAUCCAGGUGGAUGAGCUGAUGAGACAAGAGCUGAAGAACCUGAAGCUGACUGUGGACCGGGAGAAAGGGAAGAAGAAAAAAGGAAAGAAAGGUGGCAAGAAGAAGAAGAAGAAGAAAGGCAAGAAGGGUGGUAAAAAGAAGCAGAAGAAAGAGAAGGACUUGACCGCAGACAGGACCAUUGAAUCCCUGUACGAGGAGCUGGUCCAGGAAGGUUUGCUCAUCAGGCCCUCCAGGACAAAGCUGACGGAUUUCAUUGGCGAGUACAGUUACCUGGGCACCACGCUCCGCCAGGCUGAUAUAGAACCCAUGCCAUCCUUAUCAGACGUCAAGCAGUUGAUGGCCCUGUAUGGAAUCCUACCCCUGGGGUCCCAGGCAGUCCACGAGAAAGCCCCUUUGAUGAAGACACUGCUGCUUGCUGGCCCGGCUGGGGUGGGGAAGAAGAUGCUGGUCCACGCCCUCUGUACAGAAACUGGAGCCAACCUCUUCAACCUGUCCUCGGCCAACAUUGCUGGGAAAUACCCUGGCAAGAGCGGCCUGCAGAUGAUGCUUCACAUGGUGUUUAAGGUGGCUCGCCAGUUACAGCCCUCGGUGGUGUGGAUCGGAGACGCUGAGAAAACCUUCUACAAGAAAGUGCCAAAAGCUGAGAAGGAGAUGGAACCAAAGCGUUUAAAGAAAGACCUUCCGAAACUCUUGAAGUCCAUCAAAGCUGAGGAUCGCGUUCUCAUUGUGGGCACCACGCGACGGCCAUUCGACGCAGACCUGAAACCUUUCUGUAAAGUUUACAAGAAAAUCCUCCUGAUCCCCAGACCUGACUACUCUUCCAGGCUGGUGCUGUGGAGUCAUGUGAUCCUGCAGAACAGAGGCCUGGUCACCAACGCCUUGGACCUCAGCUCCCUGGCUAAGAUCACGGAUGGCUACACGCAGGGACACAUGAUGCGGGCCGUCCAGGCCGUGCUGACUGACCGGCGCGUCCAGCUGCAGGACAAGAAGCCGCUGACCGCCGUGGAGUUCAUCAGCCCCCUAGCCAGACAAGACCCCAUCUACAAAGAGGAGGAGGAAGCCUUCAAGACCUGGUAUGCCAAAACCCCACUGGGUAAGAAGAGAGCAAAGGCAGCGAAAGCCAGCGAGGAGGACGGGGAGUCAGGCAAAGCAGGGAAAAGCAAGGGGAAGAAAGCUGGGAAAAAAGGAAAGAAAAAGAAGAAGAAAAAGAAGAAAUAGACAGGAGGUGGUCCUGUCGAGCCAUGGCAGAAUUUAUCCUUCCCUCUAGGGCCAUCUGCCUCCUCUUUACUCACAGAACACUGUGUGCAGCCUCCUUUCUCCAUUCCAGAUACUAUUUGAUCUUAAAAUAGCCAAAUUCCAGAGUCCUAUUUGGGUUCCUGUUUUAGGUAGGAGACGAAGAAUGUUACGGUAAAAAAUAUAUUUUUUCAACAUUUUAGGAAAGCAAUUUCUCUACACCUAUUCUUAUCAAAAAGGCUUUUAUUAACUUUCUUUUUGAAAAUUCAAUAGCUUUUCUGCCCUUUUCAUGGCUGCUUUCUUAACUGUGUUCCCCUCAUUAUUUUUCAAACCCUGCUUUAAUGAUGAGUCAUGACUGGUUUAAUUCACGAAGGUCAAAAAAUGAUUCUGCUGUAUAAUCACCCUUUCUGAAAUUGCACCUCUUUAUUAUUUUUACUUUUAAAAUUGUAUUAUUUCAUUACAUGUCUGGGAUACUUCAUUGAACUGAAGGUAUCUAAUAAGGGGAGGGGGAGAAUCCAGGCCAGCGCCUUUAAAAUCGUGUGUAAGAAAUGUUGUGUUUACUGUAGAUUCUGUUAAAAUGUGAAACUAAUUACUGUGUUCAUGCAAAAAUGCUCAAGCAAUUACUUGGAAAGCAGUGGCCACAAUGAAAUCAAGCUUUGCAGCAGUUUGUAUACUUUGUAAAUAAAUGAAUCCCUUUUAAAGAUUUAAAAAAUGUUGCAUACCUCGAAUAUUAUCUUAAUGAGAACAUCACAAUAAUAAUAAUAAUAAUAAUAAUAAUAAUAAUAAUAAUAAUAAUAAUAAUAAUGUUAAUAAUAAUGUUUUUCCUCCCUUAUACAAAUGUGGUAUAUAGCUGUGAUUUAAUUUGUUGUUCUGGGGAAAUCUGUUCAUUACAAAUAGAUGUUUAAAAAAUGUCUUAAAACAACAAAGGUUUGAAUUUCAGAAGAACUUCCACCAUACUCUUUAAAUAGCUUUAAUAAAAUAAACCUGGACAAGUUAACAGUGCACAGUAAUUGAAGUAUACAAUUAAUGAUUGAAUUCUAAGUCAUGCAGAAGAAUGCCUUUUCAAGAAGAACCUCAGGCUAGGGGAUGUCUUCCGGGGCUAUCGUCAUUGUUGGUAUCCCAGUCCUCUCCUGCUUUCAUCCCCUAAAGGAUGGCAGAAGUCUGAGCUUGGUAAUAAGAACAGCAGGAAAGCAUUAAAUAACAAAAAAUAAUGUUCUAAGAAUGUAUAAACAGAAGAAUACAAUCAUGGCUUGCUUCAGUCUCCCGGCAAACAUUCCUUUAAUUUCUGUGCCAGAAAGCUACUAAUUAGCCUGUGUAAUUGUCAUUGUUGCUUCUAAUUAUAGCCCCAGGCUACUCUAAUCCACCUUGGCUCAGUAUCGGAAUUGAUUUUUCCAGUUUGUGUUUACAGGGCAGGGUUGCUCUGCCAAGCGGCUGACCCACUUCCCACUUUUCCUAGAAGUCUGCAAUAAAGUAAAAAUACCCUACAAUGUGUGCGCUCCCAAGCUUUCUCUUGCCUAUUGCCUCUUUCCAAACCCCAGUUCAAAAGCCAUAUACACCCCUGUCUUGGCUACUAAGCGCUGCAUGGUUUUAUACAAGUCACAUGCACAACUGUACUCCAUUGAUGCUUAGCUUAAGUACUGCUGAAGACUUUCUAUUUAGUUUUAAAUAUGCCCUCAUAUUUAUUUGCAUGAAAACUAGGUCUCCUGCAUGUUCCACAAAUGAUCUUCAAUGAGAAAAUGAGAAAGCCUUAUUCUAUAUGACAUUUUAUUAUUUGAAAAAAAACACCCUUUAAAAUAGCAAAAUACUAUUAGUCUGUAUGUAUAUGUUAUUAAACUUUAUGUAUACUAAGCUUCUUCUGCACUGAGUCUGAAAUCUCAAUGGAGGUGAAUGGCAGCAUGGUAUUAAGAAUCCAACAGUCAUGUAAAGUAGAAUUAGCUAUAUAUUCUCCACAGAUAAUUGUUUGGUUUUGUUACGUCGGUCCUUAGGUCCCUGUCAGAAUAAAUGGAUUUUUUUUCUGUC